This is a messenger RNA of Peronospora matthiolae, 336 nucleotides long. The record is from the annotation of a GenBank genome assembly. NCBI's taxonomy places the organism in Eukaryota, Oomycota, Peronosporomycetes, Peronosporales, Peronosporaceae.
AUGUUCCCAGAGCGGCCUCAAAGUCAACUGAAGGUAGACGAGUCCGAUCGGGUCGAUUUCGACGAAGCCUUACUACCAGAAGAUAGCUGGGAAGGCGAGUUGGAUGAUGGUGAAUUCGAGGUGACAAAGAUUGUGGACGUCCGAUCGGGUCGAAAGACGCGUUACGGACGAGUACACCGUCAAUUUCUGGUUCAAUGGAAAGGUAAUAGCGAUCCAUCAUGGGUGGAUGAAGCAGACUUGAAUUGUGGCGCUCUAUUACAAGAAUUCGAUCGCGAUCGGAUAAGUCGAAAUAGGUUCGAAGUGAUGCAAACGCACGAAGAAGAGCCAGGAGUCUAG